CUUCUCUCCUCUUUCUUUCUCCUUUGCCCUGCAGCCAACUUUAGCUUUUCUCUCCCUCCUCUCCUCUUCCUCCCUCCCUCUCUCUGCAAGCUAGACAUCAGGCAGCUGCAGGCUAGUUAGGGUUGGUGCUUGGAGAGAGGUACCCCUUUCCUCCCUUGCAUAUCAAGCCUUGAGAUCACACCCCUCAACUUUUUGAUCCCCUAAACACAAAGUUAGUAGUCCUUGGUUGGUGGGUACAGAUCAAGGAGAGGAGGGGAGCAGAAAGAAAGAUGGAUCAGCUCUAGCUAGAGGAGGAAGGAGAUCGAGGCACUUCUUAGCUGCUUUUGAUUGUAGCUAGAUUUACACCUCCAUACAUAGCGAGCCAGCGCCGAGGAUCUUGAACAGAUGUCUCAGGCUAUGUCGGGUGGCACCGGCGGCGGCGCAGGGCAGUUCGGGGACACGACGUUCACCAAGGUGUUCGUGGGGGGCCUUGCCUGGGAGACGCACAAGGAGGGCAUGCGGGCCUACUUCGAGCCGUUCGGCGAUAUCCUUGAGGCGGUCGUCAUCACUGACAAGAACACCGGUAGAUCCAAGGGAUACGGAUUUGUAACGUUCCGCGAGCCAGAGGCAGCACUGAGAGCUUGCAUCGAUCCGUACCCGGUAAUCGAUGGAAGGAGGGCCAACUGCAACCUUGCCUAUCUCGGUGUCAACAAGUCCAAGACUGCACCGGUGCCGCCAUAUCUGCAACCAUAUGAUGCAGCUCAUGUUUACGGGGGAGGCAACAUGCGGGCAAUGAAGUCCAUCCAGACAGCUGGUGCUGGUGCCAGCUUGAUGAGCUUCGUGCCGGCCGAUCAUGGCGUCCAGCAAGGGAUUCCUACCACCUACAAUCUUUAUGCCGGGUAUUCCCCAUAUUUCUCGGACUACGGCUAUCCGCUGAGCUACUACCAACCCUACGGUGGGCUGCAGGGAGCCCAACAACAACAGUACGCCGCUGUCUUGGGCGGAGGCGCAACUGCGGCGGCAGGGCUAACAAUGGCGGCGGCCAACUCCUCCGGCGGGCUCUACCCGGCCUACUUCCAGUACGGUCCAGCGACAGCUGGGUAUAGCUUGGCUCAGUACCCCCAGUUGUACCAGUACGCCGCGGCGGCUGGGGUGGGCGCCGCCACGACAGCGGCGGCGGCAACAACCCUGAACACGGUUGCCGGCGGCCUCCAGCAGUUCGCUGGCGCGGUGGCCUUCACUCCCAAUUCUAUUGGCCAAGCAGGCGUGACAAUGUCUAUGACAGCUCCAACUCUGUCAGCCCCGACAGCGCAGUACCAGUUCAGCAGGCUUAUUCCUUCUCCCCUCGCUGCGGCUCCAGAUCAGAAGCCCAGCUUGGCCUAGAACAACACCAUGGCUAGCUGCACCUCUCUCUGAUGUCUCUCCCUCUCGUGUCUUUUCAACCAUGCAUGCACCUAUCAUCUUCUCGGUUCCUUCGAUACACGUGUCAUCAGUAAUCACACAGUCAAUGCAUACAAGUCUUAGCUUCAAGUGAAUUGAGAAUGCAGUAUGGUGUGCACACUGCUGCAUGCCAUGCAUGCUGUCUGCACAGCUGAGACUUGACUAACUUGACGCCAAUGCUCACUCUGGGCUGAGUGCAUUCGGCUGACUAACACAAGGGACCAUGCAUGCCAGAUUGGCAGGUCCGAUUUCCCAUCGCGCCGCCAUCGGCGCACUCCAGCUAAGGUUGACAACCGUCUUCUCCUUUCUUUGUGGUAUAAGUUGUUCUGAAUCAGCUGCUAGCUACCUGAUCGUUUUGCUUCCUGCCAAUGUCUAACUAGCUCUCGUCUACUACCAGAACGAAAGGAUAUUAUAAUAGCUAGUUAAUUAGUUUAUGCAUGCAUAUAUAUAGGUCACCUGCAGUUAGCAUCGAUCUCUUUAGUCAUUAUUAGGCAUGUAGUUCACAUAUAUACAUUACUUUUUAGGCAUUUCGAGUUUAUUUCCACAUAUAUAUAGUGUUCCUUGGACUCUUAUGGAAGAGUGCAGGGGCAGUCUGAUGAGUCGCUGCUGGUUUUUCAUGUGCAGCGUUACUCGUCUGUCAUCCCUCAAGAUGACAGUUUUCAUGAGCCAUGUGUAGGUCCACAGAAGUUUGUGGAGACACACAACUAAAGGUUUACUGAGUUAUUAGUGGUCAAACAAGCUGUGGCAGUCCUAUUAUAUACACCUCACCAUGUACUGACGACUAAUUAUAAGCGGCACCCUCAUGUUAGUUCCUCUCCAUUUUGGUCCUUAAGUAGGUUUAUUUUCCCUUCCUCUCCAUGUCAUCAUGCAUCGAUCAUCUUCACAUUGAUCUGUCAUCUUCGUCAUCGAUCACCAAAGCAAGCCAGCCAUGGUCUGUCAAGCUGCUGAUCCAUCAUCAGAGGAACACAAUUGGUGCAACCACGCCUUAUGGCAGACACGUUAUCGUUACUAUUCGCGAGUGAUUUAUGUAAUAGCUACUGUGAAAUAUAUUUAGCUUCCUUGUCAGAGGCUAAUAAUGUUACCAUGCAUGCAUGCUUAUCUAUCUCUUAAGCACAAUUACAUGAACUCGAUCAGUUAUAUCCAUGGCAUGAGGAUAUGGCAAACA
Molecule: messenger RNA, 2584 nt
Organism: Panicum virgatum (switchgrass)
Lineage: Eukaryota; Viridiplantae; Streptophyta; Magnoliopsida; Poales; Poaceae
Product: RNA-binding protein 24-like
Exons: 6
Coding region: 385-1362 (325 amino acids)
Molecular function (GO): RNA binding
Source: RefSeq, a predicted model, not a curated record